Messenger RNA from Stegostoma tigrinum, 3776 nucleotides. RefSeq names its product transcription factor 7 like 2 (gene tcf7l2). Gene Ontology annotation, molecular function: DNA-binding transcription factor activity, RNA polymerase II-specific; RNA polymerase II cis-regulatory region sequence-specific DNA binding. Bases 343 to 2244 code for a protein of 633 amino acids. Gene Ontology annotation, cellular component: beta-catenin-TCF complex; catenin-TCF7L2 complex. Lineage: Eukaryota; Metazoa; Chordata; Chondrichthyes; Orectolobiformes; Stegostomatidae. The record is from RefSeq and is a predicted model, not a curated record. Gene Ontology annotation, biological process: canonical Wnt signaling pathway; regulation of transcription by RNA polymerase II. The transcript is spliced from 15 exons.
UGUCAAUCAAAGUGUCAAUCAAACAGCGGCGAGCCUUUGAAGUGGAGCAGCCGCCGCCGAGUCUCCAACAACUUCACUCCGAGCAGGAGAGCUAGCUCCUCGGCGUGCCUUCACUAACAAUUACCGCUCCUGCGAUUUAUUUACUCACUCACAGAUAGCGAGGGGGGCAAGAAGAACAAGAAAGAACAGGAAGAAGAAAAAAAAUACUUGCGACGGAUUAACAACACCCCCCCAUCAACACUCCCCACUCCCUUUUCCCCCCCGAACGAGUUGCAUCAAGUCGAUCACUUUAUAUAUAUUUUUUAAAAGGGGAAAGAAAAGGCGCUUUUUUCAAAAAAAAAGAUGCCGCAGCUAAACAGCGGUGGCGGCGACGAUCUGGGGGCCAAUGAUGAAAUGAUCUCUUUUAAAGAUGAAGGGGAGCAGGAAGAAAAGAUCUCGGAGAACGCUUCUGCAGAAAGGGAUUUAGCAGACGUCAAGUCUUCAUUAGUAAACGAGUCAGAGACCAACCAAAACAGUUCAUCAGACUCAGAGGCGGAAAGGCGGCCGCCGCCUCGACAGCCAGAAACUUUUCGGGACAAAUCCAGGGAGAGUUUAGAAGAAGCGGCAAAGAGGCAAGAUGGAGGGUUGUUCAAGGGCCCACCAUAUCCUGGCUACCCAUUUAUUAUGAUUCCUGACCUGGCAAGCCCUUACCUUCCCAAUGGAUCUUUAUCCCCCAGUGCGAGGACGUACCUGCAGAUGAAAUGGCCAUUGAUUGAUGUGCAGGCAGGGAGCCUACAGGGUAGGCAAGGACUGAAGGAUGCUAGGUCACCAUCUCCAGCACAUAUUGUUUCUAAUAAAGUACCCGUUGUGCAACAUCCCCAUCAUGUCCACCCGUUAACACCACUGAUAACAUACAGUAAUGAACACUUCACACCAGGUAACCCUCCACCACACUUACCAGCAGAUGUGGACCCCAAAACAGGAAUUCCUAGGCCUCCACAUCCUUCAGAUAUUUCUCCCUAUUAUCCACUUUCGCCAGGUACCGUCGGCCAAAUCCCCCAUCCACUAGGAUGGUUAGUACCACAGCAAGGUCAACCUGUUUAUCCAAUCACAACAGGGGGAUUUCGACAUCCUUACCCCACUGCGCUAACCGUCAAUGCUUCCAUGUCAAGUUUUCUCUCUGGUAGGUUCCCCCCACACAUGGUUCCACCACAUCACAGUUUACACACAACGGGAAUUCCUCAUCCGGCCAUUGUCACACCAACUGUCAAACAAGAGUCUUCCCAGAGUGACAUCGGAUCCCUCAAUAAUUCAAAACAUCAUCAGGAUGCCAAAAAAGAAGAGGAAAAGAAAAAGCCACACAUAAAGAAACCUCUCAAUGCAUUCAUGUUGUACAUGAAGGAAAUGAGAGCGAAGGUAGUAGCAGAGUGCACGCUGAAAGAAAGUGCAGCCAUCAAUCAGAUCCUUGGCCGAAGGUGGCACGCUUUGUCUAGAGAAGAACAAGCAAAGUACUACGAGUUAGCCAGAAAGGAACGGCAGCUUCAUAUGCAACUCUACCCAGGCUGGUCAGCACGAGAUAACUAUGGCAAGAGGAAGAAGAGGAAAAGGGAAAAGCAGGCAGGGGAAACCAAUGAUCUGAGCGCUCCUAAGAAAUGCCGAGCGCGCUUUGGCCUUGAUCAACAGAAUAACUGGUGCGGCCCGUGCAGAUGCAAAUACUCCAAAGAAGUGUCGGGCAUUGUUCGGGCUAGACCAACAGAGUUUAUGGUGCAAACCUUGCAGUCUUUGAAGUGGGAAUGUUGUCAUGAUAAAUCUUUCCCUGUUUCUAGGAGAAAAAAAAAGUGCAUUCGCUACAUACAAGGUGAAGGCAGCUGCGCCAGCCCACCCUCUUCAGAUGGAAGCAUAUUAGAUUCUCCUCCCCCUUCUCCUUCCAUGUUAAGCCCUUCUACAGCAGACUCUGAUCCACAGACUGAACAAAUGCAACCUCUGUCACUUACAAUGAAACCUGAUCCUUUGGCCCAUCUUUCCUCACCAUCAUCUUCCUCAGUCUUGUCGACAAACUCAGCACUCAAGUCCAGCACAGUUUCAGCUGUUAGUUGCCAGAACGGGGCAUUAGAGCACCGAUCCAUCACCUUACACCAGUCCACAUCCUCCUCUUCAUCGCAGACUCGACCUUCGACUUCAUCCAUGCCAGUUGUCCAUUCCCAUGGUUCUUUGCAAGAGACACAGUCCCAGCCACUUUCACUUGUAACCAAGUCUUUAGAAUAGCUUUUAGCCUAGUUGCCGGUGUUCUUUUUAUUUCAUUUGUGCCAUAUGGCUACAUGUCGGUAGAUGUUAUGGAGUGCAUUGGUCAAUAUUUGACCCAUUGUUAUUUCAAGGUCCUCUUUGAAUAUGUAGGAUAAGCCUUGAGAGAAAUCCUGCCAACCUCUUGUCAUUCAUUGCAAAACCUUGUAGUGUUCAUCACUGUUAUGGGGCUCUUACUGGGUGGAUUCUUUGCCAGUAAGAGACUAGUAUCAAAUUCAAAGAAGCCUUUGUGGAAGGAGUUGGCUACGCUGUAUUAUUUGUAUUAAAUAAGAGCUUGCGAACCAAUCAUUUUACGUCCAUUUUAUCCUUAAGGGCACAAUGAAUGCAGUGCCACCUGUUAAUUGUGUGGAACAACUUUUGUGAUGUUGCGUGUUAUUGUUUAAAUGUACAGAAAUAAUGGGGAAAACUGUGUUAAUAUGCAUUGUUCCAUGGCGUUGUUUUUUGGGGGGAGGGGGGUGUUGCAAAAAGAAAUUACAACGCUAUAGGACCAGUAGUAUUUAUUGCUUUAGAGAUGCUUGUUGUAUCAUGUAUGUUGUCUUUUAAAUAUUUUUCAUUUCUUCAAUGUAUAAAGUUUUCUUUUGCUUAGUGUAAGCAUCUUAUAUAUGAAAAAGAUUCAUUUACCAAGGAUUCACCUUUUUUCCUCUGUUGUGAUACAUGACUGUCACCAAAUGGAUAACGUAGUGGCAUUGUAAAGAACAAAAGUGCACAAAAUUGCUGAAAAAAAGCCAUUGUACAAAAUAAAACUUGAAAGCGAUUGGGGGAGGGGGGGAAUGUUUUUUGGAAUAGCACAAAUAAAGCAUCUGAGCACCCAUCUAAAGCCCCGUUGUGGACUAUAACCUCAACCCCUGGAAUUGCUUAGCCUAUAUUCUAUGUAUGUAUUCUGUGCCAAACUUUUAAAGGUCGAUACAUCUUCCCUCCCCCAUUUUUGCUGUAUUUUGGUCCUUUUUAGCUGUGAGGUAACAUAGGUAUGUAUGUAGAUUUAAUGUUGCUGACUAGUUUAAGCUAUAACGCAAUGUGUUUGGUAGCUAUUGGCAAAAUCAUCCAAAAAAAUUCAUAUGAAGCAAAGCAUUGAAAGGUGAGAAUUAAUAAAACCCAUAAGGGCCAAAUUUUCUGUACGUUGGGGAAAUUACUCAAAACUGAAACUGCCACUUUUUAUGUACACUACUAUCAGUAGGUAUUUAGUAAAUUUUAAAAUAGGCAUGUUGAUGUUGCAAAGACUGUAUACAACUGAUGAAAAAUUUCAUUCAUUUGGUGCCAUUGUAGUAGAAAUGAAGCAGUUGUAUAGCUGUUUUUUUUUUCCAUUUUACUGAGAAGCUGAUGACCUUUUGUGAAUACUCUCAAUGUUUCCUAACAACUGUGAUGUUCCUGUUCUGUUUUUUGCUCCUUUUUUCUUUUCGUUUUUGAAAACAUUUUUGUAAUGAAUCAAUGUUCAUGCUGUACAGUAUCUGUAGCAUGCGGUUCUGGAUUAAUAAAAGCAACUUAGUACGUGCAGAGAA